UCGCGUCCAAGAACCCAACGGAAUAGUUUCCGGGGUUAACUUCAACCACCACCAUGCCAAGCGAGUUCUUGCAGAAGCAGCAGAAUGUGCCAAUGAUGUUUCGACGACAUGGCGACGUCACCCCGAAGACGAAGGGGCAUGCUCUGGGCGGGCACGUUCCAGCCCACGUGUACACGCGGCAGCUGGACAUCCCCGCCGCGGAGAAGGUGGCGCCAUUGAUAGCGUUCGACCCGUCCAAGUCCAAAGUUCCCAACUUUAUCGCGUUGGACAAAAAAGUGCUGCGCUUCGAAGGGUACUUUCUCGAAGCCGUGCACGAAAGCAACGUUGAAAACUACCGUGUCCGCAAAUGCGUGGUGCUGUAUUACCUCGAAGACAACACGAUUCAGAUCAUCGAGCCCAAGAUUGAAAACAGCGGCAUUUUGCAAGGCAAUUUCGUCAAGCGACACCGCAUCCCCAAGCCAGAAAGCGACGACGACGGCAACAUGGCGUAUUAUACGUUUUUGGACAUCAACAUUGGCACCCAAGUGACGUUCUACGGUCGCACAUUUCACAUACAAACUGCCGAUCCGUUUACGCGAACGUUCUUGACAAGUCAGGGGAUCCAUGUUCCGGCGGACCAGCCCACCCCGCGUGAUGCCUACACCGUGAUUCGACAUGCGCACAUGGCCCGUGAAACAGGGCAGGACAUGGACGCCAACUAUGGCAAGAAACAGUACCCGAUGAAAGAGUUUAUGGAGGCAUCGCUUGGAAAAUUCGCACGGCCACCGGACCACCGCCGUCGAUUUGUCCAGCACGAUCGCCACGUGUUGCGCUGGUUUGCCUUGUGGGAUGACACAUCCAAGCUGUACGGGACCAAACAUCGGUACAUUUUGCACUUCUUUUUGGCAGACAACACUGUCGAGAUUCGCGAGUCGUACGACCGCAACAGCGGGUGUGACCCGUUCCCAAAGCUCUUGAACCGGUCACGUUUGUUAAAGCAGCCCAAGUUCGAAGGCCCGUUUGCCACUGCGUUGACCCACGCCGCCCCCCCACCGGAAGAUGACUUUUUCAGCUGGGAACAUCUGGCGGUGGGGGUCACUGUAACCAUUUACAACCGCAACAUUCUGCUGCUCGACGCAGACGAAAGUACCCGGGAAUGGUACUUGGAUCAUGGAAUUGACGUGGGCACGGCGCUGGUGCUACCGGACAUGUCUGAGAAACCCAAGCCAUUCGUCCCCCCGCCGUAUAAUGGCAUCGGAUCGGAAAUCGACUCGCUCGGGUCGUGCUACCACUUAACCCCAAAACCCCACCGCAAAUCGAUGGAAGAAACGGACAACAAGAUCAUCUUGCGGUUCUGCGCCCACAUGGACACGACCAAACCGGAAGACGUCCUGCGCCGGUUCAUUGUCAGCUUUAUGAUCUGCGAUUUGUCGAUUAUGGUCAUGGAGCCUCCCCAGCGAAACAGCGGCAUUGGCGGGGGCAAGUUUAUGGAGCGGGGGAUUCAUAAAGAGCCGCGCCGAGGGACGCCGUUUGCAAAAUCGGACUUUUAUGUCGGCGCCCGUAUUGAAGUCGUGGGCCAGGGGUUCAUUCUAGACAACUUGGACGAGUACUCGGCCAAGUACAUGGAAGCCAACCCCAAGGACUUUCCCCAUGCUGACCGGGACAGAGUGCUCCGGAAACUAAAGGACACGUGGCGACCGGCGCUAUGGCAUGAAGUCGACGGCGACGCGGAGCUGACAGAGGCGCAGGCACGGCGCUGGCUGGGCGACCUCGACUUGGUACACCAUGAAGUGAUUGCCCUCCUUCGGGGCCCGUGUGCCAGCGAAGACGGGAAGCUGGACGUGGCGAAACUCAAGGCAGAAUUGGCCAAGUAGACGUGGAUUGUAGACAAGAACGACAUGGUCUAGAACGAAAACAUAGAUAUCUAUAUAUAUAAAUACCGAUAUACAUACGUUGG
Molecule: messenger RNA, 1936 nt
Organism: Aphanomyces astaci
Lineage: Eukaryota; Oomycota; Saprolegniomycetes; Saprolegniales; Verrucalvaceae
Exons: 4
Coding region: 54-1853 (599 amino acids)
Biological process (GO): mitotic cytokinesis; mitotic spindle organization; cilium-dependent cell motility
Cellular component (GO): axoneme; mitotic spindle
Molecular function (GO): alpha-tubulin binding
Source: RefSeq, a predicted model, not a curated record